CUGCAUAGAGCAACUAUCCAUUCAAUCACCUCUACGCUGCUUAAUGGGUUCAAUGCAUGGCCCAUCCCUAGCAACUUAAUUAGCGCGGAAUGCUUGAUCUUUCUUUAUCCGUCUAUUAAAGAUUGUAAUUUUGCUUCAUGGGGUGUCAUUAAUUGUACAUUGCCGUGGCUUGAUGUUGUUUUUGGUAAUAAGGUCCCUCGCGUAAAAUGUGAAACGGUUAAGAAAGAACAAUGCGAUGAUCCGACAUGGAAAACAAUUCUGGCUGAGGAUUGCCCAGCCGUUUGCGGAUUGUGCGAUCAAAAAAAUCCAAACUGCCGAGACAAAAUUACCUCUUGCAAAAAUGACGUCAGCAUAUGUCGCAAUGUUGACCUACAAGAUUUCGUAAAGAACUGCCAGGCCACGUGCGGCUUAUGCGGCAACUCUACUACUACGACUACCUGUUAUACGAAAUUGAAGCCAACGAUUCAUGCUGCUUUUAGCUGUUCAUCAUGGGUGGCGAAUGGCUUCUGUACAAGCACGUUCUACACCGAACAGCAAAAGCGACAGUACUGUGGCAGGGCAUGCAACCUAUGUUAG
Messenger RNA from Angiostrongylus costaricensis, 576 nucleotides. The record is from the annotation of a GenBank genome assembly. NCBI's taxonomy places the organism in Eukaryota, Metazoa, Nematoda, Chromadorea, Rhabditida, Metastrongylidae.